AUGGGCAUGCAAAAGCUGCUCCUGAGCGAAUUCAACCAAAUGCUGGAUGCGGAAGUGGAACUUCUUCCUGAAAAUUUGAACCAAAUGUUUGCCAGUCUCCAUAAGGAGUUGCCCACACUAGAACGGGACGAAUUCCGCUCUCAACUGGCCAUGAAGUGUGGAGACGAAAAUUUCGUCAAGGACUAUCUACGCGCUGCCAUUGAGGACAUCGGAGAGGCGUCUUCAAUUGGGCAACCGAGCUGUUCCGAGAUGGUGAACACCAUCGUGGAAAUCGUUCUCGAUGAUGAAAGAGAGGCAAUAAAGGAUAUCGUGGAUGUGAUCAAG
Molecule: messenger RNA, 324 nt
Organism: Ostertagia ostertagi
Lineage: Eukaryota; Metazoa; Nematoda; Chromadorea; Rhabditida; Trichostrongylidae
Source: the annotation of a GenBank genome assembly